Molecule: messenger RNA, 1024 nt
Organism: Aplysia californica (California sea hare)
Lineage: Eukaryota; Metazoa; Mollusca; Gastropoda; Aplysiida; Aplysiidae
Product: fibrinogen C domain-containing protein 1-A
Source: RefSeq, a predicted model, not a curated record
AGAAUCGGAACAGCUAGAAGGCGCUUGGAUAUACAGACCACAAAAGUCGGGAUUUAUUCCAGCAGUGUGUAUUUCUAAAAAGGAAGUGCUUUCAAAGCCCUUGGCUUAACGUCACCGGAAGGAAGUCUUUUUACAACUUCGUGUUUUUGUUGAACUGUCCCCCGAACCAUGGAAGGAAUCUGGAAUCGCCUCCCCUUGGCACCCACCCGCAGAGUGACCUUGACACUUGUGGCGACACUGGCCGCCAUGACCUUGAACUGUCUGACCCCGGCGUGCUGGGCGCGGGGUAGUGUCUCGGCCACCGCCAGCACCUCUCUCUGCUCCUACACGGUGGUUGUGGACGAGUUCGACGUGUCCAAAUGUCCGGCCAUGAACGACCACGCGCAGGCCGACGGCUCCGGGCCCGGCUAUCUCGUGGACACAGACGAAAGGUCAACGAGAAUCACGCCACACGCCAGACGACACGGCGGCACGGACAAAACCUUUACGUCUACCGGGGGUUCUCGGACAUUGAAGAACAAACACAGACACCACAACGGACGAUCGUCGUCAUCAGGCCGGACUAACCGCGGGGACCGGCGGGACUCGCUCGACGGGGAAGACUUAGACGACAUUGGCGACAUGGGCGAGGAGAACGUGGGCUUCAACUCGCAGCUCAAAGACAUCGAGUCCAAGCUCAUCGACGAGAUGGUGCGGAGCCGGGAGCUCAACUCGACGCUGUCGCGACACGAGAACCUGCUGUCCACGGCCCAGCAGACCCUGCAGGCGUACCGCGCCAACUUCUCGAGCGUGUUCCGGACGAUGAUGUUGAUGGAGAGGAAGCUACAACAACAACGCCGCAUCAACCGCUCGCUCAACAAGAAGCUGGCCAACGUGAUCCUGGACGUGGUGGAGAUCAACAACGUCAUGACGCACAAACUACCCACGGGGGACGCCGCCAGGGGGCGCAAAGUCUUCGAAGUGGAGAGUACCAGUAGCCUGAGGUCGUGUCCAGGUGUCACAGACAAGACCAAACACUACAAAG